This is a messenger RNA of Neolamprologus brichardi, 1275 nucleotides long. NCBI's taxonomy places the organism in Eukaryota, Metazoa, Chordata, Actinopteri, Cichliformes, Cichlidae. The record is from RefSeq and is a predicted model, not a curated record.
GAGCUACGCUGGACCGAAUGGAUCCGCCUCUAUCCGGAUCCAUUGAAAUAUUGCGCAGUGGGGUCAGCAUUUUGCUCCUGUCCGUUAUCUCUGGUGUUUGAGCUGAACAGGAGAGUCGACCAUGCCUGGACUUCUGUUGGGAGACGAAAUUCCAAAUUUCGAGGCUGACACCAGCAUCGGCAGGAUCAAGUUUCACGACUUCCUGGGCAACUCAUGGGGUAUCCUGUUCUCCCACCCGAGGGACUUUACUCCUGUAUGCACCACUGAGCUCGCCCGUGCUGCCAAGAUCAGCAAUGAGUUCAAGAAACGAGGCGUAAAGAUGANACUAACAACCAUUUCAAAGCUGACUGUAUCUCUUGUCUCUGAACAGGAUGUGAUGGCUGUUAGCAAAAACGCUGAUACUGACCUGCCUUUCCCUAUCAUCGCUGAUGACAAGAGGGAGCUGUCAGUCCUGAUGGGUAUGCUGGACCCAGAUGAGAAAGACAAAGAUGGCAUGCCCCUCACUGCUCGCUGUGUGUUUGUGAUCGGCCCUGACAAGAAGCUGAAGUUGUCCAUCCUAUACCCUGCAACUACAGGAAGAAACUUUGAUGAGCUGCUCAGAGUUAUUGACUCUCUGCAGCUGACUGCACAGAAGAAGGUUGCCACACCGGUUGACUGGAAGCCCGGUGACAAAGUCAUGGUCAUUCCCUCGCUCUCAGAUGCUGAAGCUGCGUCUCUGUUUCCUAAUGGUGUGACAACUGAAGAAGUGCCUUCUGGAAAGAAAUACCUGCGAUACACCCACAUCUGAAAGCACAUUACUCUUUAACCUGGAAAUCUUUGGUUAAUAAUUCACAUAAAUCGGUGCACGUACCCAGUUAGGUGACUUGUAUUUUCAGUCAUGCAACAUUUCCAACACUGAAGCAGAAAUACCUUGUUUAUCCCCAAAUAAACACAUUUUUCACAUUUGUUCUGUGCUUUCUGAGCCUUUCCCUUUGUGUACAAUUUUUCAACAGUUUUAAACAAGGUCCUGAUGUGUAAUUUGCCACUAGGUGUCCUCCUACAACCUGGCAUGGAAAUAUUACCAUGCUACCUUUGCUGCAGUAGUGCUUUCUGUCAGUAGGUGGCAGUAUGUGUUAAAUUGAAUCCUCGCUGAGCUAUUGGCGAAAGAACCAACUUGUUCUCAACAACUGCAGUGAUAGGGAGUGGUACCACAUGUAAUGAAAUGACUACUUGUAUUUUCACACAUUAAAAAGAUGAUAGAGGACACAUUGGUAGUAAAGGUGAUCUCUACUUUCA